Rhodamnia argentea is the source of this 3838-nucleotide messenger RNA. RefSeq names its product phosphatidate phosphatase PAH2-like. Lineage: Eukaryota; Viridiplantae; Streptophyta; Magnoliopsida; Myrtales; Myrtaceae. Bases 542 to 3262 code for a protein of 906 amino acids. The record is from RefSeq and is a predicted model, not a curated record. The transcript has 13 exons. Gene Ontology annotation, molecular function: phosphatidate phosphatase activity.
AGUUUAUCCCUGAAACCCCGCCAUUUUCUAAGACCUUGAGCUCGCCGGGUCGCAAGAAAACCGUUAGAGAGGUGAACGGUCCAGCACGAAUCGAAUUCUCUCACUGCCUGCGUAUGUGCUCGUGCACCUCCCAAUGGUGUAGGCUGGUGAAGAACGCCCCCCUCUUUUCUGGGGAAAGUUUCUUCAUCUCUCCCCCUGGAUCAACCCGCAAAAUUCAUCCGGUGCCUCUCUUAUCAUCUUGAUUCGAGCGUGUGAUUUGUCUGGCUUUUUUAAAUAGAGGUGCAUUAUCUGUUUGAUUCCUUGUGGACGGUUUCCCGGUUCGGGGCUGACAUUAGAAACUUACUCACGCGGGUUUCGCAAAUCCUUUUGCCAAUGGGGUGAUGAAGAGUUUUGUUAGCUGUAGUCAGUGAUUUGGAUAUGCAUGCACAAGGCCAUUGUCCUGAAGGAAAUGAAGUCUCAGGGUCACCUAUAGUUGGUUAGUUGGUACCGAGAUUCGAAGUUCAAUAUGAUCGAUUGAAUAGCAAGAUAUAAGAGCUUGGAGAUGCAAGCCGUGGAGACGAUAGGCAGGUACAUAUCGCAAGGUGUGUACAUUGUUUCCGGCCCCUUCCAUCCAUUCGGUGGAGCAGUAGACAUUAUCGUAGUUGAACAGCCUGAUGGUACUUUCAAAUCCUCUCCUUGGUACGUCUGCUUCGGGAAAUUCCAGGGGGUUUUGAAGACAAAAGAGAAGAUUGUCAAAAUAUGCGUCAAUGGGGUCAAGGCGGACUUCCACAUGUAUCUUAACCAUAAAGGGCAAGCCUACUUCCUCAAGGAAGCGGAUGAAGAAGAAGGGGAAUCAUACGAGAAAUUUCCUUCGGGUGGAGAGAGAGGAGGGCAUUCCUGGGUGAUGUCGGGAAGUCGCAGUUUUGAUUCUAAAGGGUCUACUCUGCGUGACGCAGGAAAUGAGAACAUUAUGGCCAGAAGUCGUUCUUGCCAAUCACGAGCUUCUGGGCUUGUUUCAGAAUGCAGAUCGAUGGGGACUGAUGGUCCCAGGCAACAAGAGGUUGGCGUUGGUGUCAUAAGGAGAGGUCCAUUAGAGAGCGCAGAGAUUGCAGCUGAACUUCUGGAGUUGAAUUGGUCCAUCUCUUUCAAGUUCAGGAAAAGAUUAUCUCCUGCAUUUGCUCCUGCUACUUUUGACAGUAAAAUUGUUAAUGUGGAUGAGAAGCCAAGUUGCAAGGAGUCCCUCGUCCACAGUAACCCAGAAAGCAGUUUAACGGAUGGCCCAUCGCAUGAGGAAGCUGCUUCCUGCAACAUGAGUGUGCAGUCUGUUGAAAAUACGGACUUCACUGUCCAGUGUGCUAAUGGAAAACUUUCAUAUUUGAAUGGCAUUGCAGAGGGCAUUGCUACAUCCACUGGAGGCAGUCAUAUAUUGAAGGAGCAAACAUAUGGAGUUCAUUCCUUCACUGUUGAAACUUCGGAGAACUUAUGUGCCUCUAGCAAGCGAUCCAAUCAAAUAUUGCACCAUGAUAGCACAGAAACCAGGGAUGUCCAUCCGGAAGCAGUACUGAUAAAUAACAAUAGCAUUGCUGAGUCCUGUAUGCAGGAAUUUAUGGAGAUGCGCCACGGAGAUACAAUCACAAUACUGGAAACUUUUGAUCCAGUUGACACCAGCAUCACAUAUGGUUCCGUCAAGCAAACAGAAUCGCCAAGCAUCUGUAGCGUCUCCAUUUUCAGUGGCAGGAUUAGCCAAGCAGGUCAAAACAGUUCUACUGAUGAAACAAGCAAGUUCCAACUCAGUUCAGAGACUGACAAUAACAAUGGGUCAUAUUGUGGUUUUCUUCUGACAAAAAAACCCAGUUUUCCGACAGAAGAUAAUUCAACUGGAGAAUUUCCUUUGGGUGGCCUUGAUGAGUCCAAAGUCAGUGAGGUCACUCCAGGGGAAGAUAUAACAUUGGUUCCUGUUGACAAAGAAAGAAAUCUCUCAUUGAAUCCACAGUGCUUCUUUGAGACGGCAGGCAUGUUAAUUUAUGUGAAGAAUGAGUUGCUUGUUAUAUCAGACAACUUUGACCGAUCAAUUGAUGCUGAAUAUGCAGACGAAAGGUCAAGAACCAUUUCAGUUUCCACUGAGAUUGCCAGAAGUGGUAAGACCGAUGAGACGCAACUCGGACAUGAAGCACAAUCCUUGCCUAACAUGAAGUCCGAAUUCGACAAUUUGGAUGCACAUGGCUGGCAUUAUCCCCUAAGCCACUCUUUGGAUUUGGAUUCUGAGUUUGAGAAUCUGCCAUUGCCGAACAGAGAGGACUCUGACAUCAGGAAUACUGGUGUCCGCAAUGAAGAAGCACCUGUUUCCAAGCAGAUACAGGAACAGAUGGGUGCUGAUGCUGCUUCUCCUUUCCCUAAUGGCCAAUUAGCCGAUGAUGAAUCUAGUUCACUUAGGCUUGAUCCUGAGCAUGCUUCAAAGAGUGUUGAUGGUACGGAUAGAGAUCAAACUUCACCAAAGCCGAAGUAUAGGAAAAAGAUGUUCAGGGUGAAUACCCCGACAUCUGAACAGGUGGCAUCACUGAACUUGAGGGAAGGGAGUAACACGAUUACCUUCACCUUCUCCACAGCAAUGCUGGGGGAGCAGCAGGUUGAUUGCAAAAUCUAUCUAUGGAAAUGGAGUGAUCGUGUUAUUAUUUCCGAUGUCGAUGGCACCAUUACCAAGUCUGACGUUUUAGGACAGUUCAUGCCUUUGGUUGGGGUAGAUUGGUCACAUACAGGUGUUGCACGUCUCUUUUCGGCUAUUAAGGAAAAUGGAUAUCAAUUGCUUUUCCUUAGUGCGCGUUCCAUAACUCAGGCUUAUCUGACUAGGCAAUUUCUAUUCAACCUUAAACAGGAUGGCAAUGCCUUGCCAGAUGGACCUGUUGUAAUAUCUCCUGAUGGAAUUUUUCCUUCUUUAUUUCGAGAAGUUGUGAGGAGAUGUCCUCAUGAAUUUAAGAUAGCAUGCUUAGAGGAUAUCAAGUCAUUGUUUCCCUCAGAUUGCAAUCCAUUCUAUGCUGGUUUUGGAAACAGAGACACAGAUGAAAUCAGCUACCUCAAAGUUGGAAUACCAAAAGGAAAAAUUUUCAUAAUCAACCCCAAGGGUGAGGUUGCCGUGAACCAUCAUGUUAACACAAAGUCAUAUACAUCUAUUCAUGCUCUCGUUAAUGACAUGUUUCCGGCGAUGACUUCACGGUCCUCACCGGAGCAGGAAGACUAUAACUCAUGGAACUUUUGGAAACUGCCUUCUCCUGCUAUUGACAUAUGAAGUGGUGUUCCAUGCAUUUUAGAGGCAGACCCAUUUGAUGUUAGCCAUCUCAUUGUUGAAAUCUAGCAAUUGUUAUCUCAGAUACUACGGUGGAAGUUCAGGUUGUUCUCUGACGUUUAACCCUGUGAUAUAUGGAAUCAUGGAUGAUACUGGUUCUUAUUCAGUCUGAACAUUUUCAACAAUUUCAGUAUCAUAAGAAAUGGGAAAUCAAGAAUCAACCAGGAAUGUCAGUUAGAAGAUGAAUCACCAGAGAAGAUCAGUUUAAAGGAAGAUGGGGCACCCUAUCUGGCAGUUAACUGUAUUGUAUACUCGAGUCUCAGAGCCUUCGGCUUCGCUCAUGUAAAUAAUCAUGAUACACGCUUCAAAAGCUGCUGGAAAAGAGCUGCAGGUCUCUGUUACAUGCAGCCAUUCACGGAUUUAUCAUCUUGAUCAAUAGCUGCUUUCGCCUGCCUGAGAUUCAUUUCUUCUGGUGAAGAUAUCUUCUCUUCAUUGUCAUAGACUUUUAUAUGACGUACCUGUUGUAAUCAUGUACAAGAAAUUAAGUCUUUUUGAGAUUCUCAGCAUUCCAUUCCAGCA